GUGGGUGGGUGAGAGUGGGGGGUGUGUGUGUGCCGGCCGCCGCCAUGCGGGAGCGGAGGCCGGCACCGGCCGCUCCGGCCCGGUGCAAGCUGGUGCUGGUGGGUGACGUGCAGUGCGGCAAGACAGCCAUGCUGCAGGUGCUGGCCAAGGAUUGCUACCCCGAGACGUACGUGCCCACCGUGUUUGAGAACUACACGGCGUGUCUGGCCAGCGAGGAGCAGCGGGUGGAACUGAGCCUCUGGGACACCUCCGGCUCUCCCUACUAUGACAACGUGCGUCCCCUGUGCUACAGCGACUCGGAUGCUGUCCUGCUCUGCUUCGAUGUCAGCCGCCCCGAGACCCUCGACAGUGCAGCCAAGAAGUGGAAAGCAGAAAUCCUGGAUUAUUGCCCCAACACACGGGUGCUGCUCAUCGGGUGCAAGACAGACCUACGGACAGACCUGAGCACCCUCCUGGAGCUCUCGCACCAGAAACAGGCGCCCAUCUCCUACGAGCAGGGCUGUGCGGCCGCCAGGCAGUUGGGAGCCGAGGGAUACCUGGAAUGCUCGGCCUUCACCUCGGAGAAGAGCGUCCACAGCAUCUUCCGGACCGUGUCCGGCAUCUGUCUCAGCAAAGCCCCCCCGCAGCCCCCCCGCAGCCCCCCCCGCAGCCUCUCCAAGAGACUCCUGCACCUCCCCAGCCGCUCCGAGCUCAUCUCCUCCACCUUCAAGAAGGAAAAAGCAAAAAGCUGCUCCGUCAUGUGAAGGGGGGAAGGGAAUGACCCCACACACAAACCUUUGGACCCCCCCCCAAGCCCCUGGAAUGGGG
Sturnus vulgaris (Common starling) is the source of this 807-nucleotide messenger RNA. It is a transcript of the gene RND1, whose product is annotated as Rho family GTPase 1. NCBI's taxonomy places the organism in Eukaryota, Metazoa, Chordata, Aves, Passeriformes, Sturnidae. Gene Ontology annotation, biological process: small GTPase-mediated signal transduction. The record is from RefSeq and is a predicted model, not a curated record. Gene Ontology annotation, molecular function: GTP binding; GTPase activity.